Molecule: messenger RNA, 1183 nt
Organism: Parathielavia appendiculata
Lineage: Eukaryota; Fungi; Ascomycota; Sordariomycetes; Sordariales; Chaetomiaceae
Product: quinone oxidoreductase putative
Exons: 3
Coding region: 149-1183 (344 amino acids)
Molecular function (GO): NADPH binding; oxidoreductase activity, acting on NAD(P)H
Source: RefSeq, a predicted model, not a curated record
CGGCUGUCACGGUAAGCCUGUUUGAACCCCGCCAUACCGAGUAUAUAAACCUCCCUUUUAAACUGCGUGUCCAGAGACUUGCAAGUCUCUGAUCUGAAUCAUUCAUCUCAUUUCACGUUCAAACACUUCAACCCACAGCCCAUAAAAAAUGGCCUCCGUCAUGAAAGCAGUCGACACCAAGAACGGCAAAGGUCCCGCAACAGCCCUCUUCAUCAACGCCUCCACACCCAUCCCACAGCCCGGCCCAGGUCAAGCCCUGGUCAAAGUCCGCGCCUUCGGCCUCAACCGCAUGGACCUGAUUCAGCGCGAAGGCCACUACCCGCUGCCUCCGCAAGCACCCCUCACACUCGGGGUCGAAUUCGCGGGUACCGUGGUCCGCUUCGGUCCCGAGACGCAGCCCGCUAAUUUCUCGCCCGGCGACGCCGUGCUGGGCCUGGCCUACGGCGGCGCCUACGCAGAGUACAUCGCCGUCUCUCUCGAGACCCUGCUCCCCAAACCGGAGCACUUGACUUUCGAGCAGGCGGCCGGCAUCCCCGAGACGUGGAGCACGGCGACGCAGGCGCUGGAUUUUGUGCUGGGCGGGAUUAACGACGGCGAGGUUGGGGAGUUGGGCAAGGAGAGGAAGAAGAAGAGUAUCCUCUGGCAUGCCGGGGCGUCGGGCGUGUCGAUCGCGGGAAUCCAGCUGUCGCGGCUUGCGGGCGCCAGCGCGGUGUUCGCGACGGCGGGGACAGCGGAUAAGUGCCGGUUCGUGGAGAAGGAGCUUGGGGCGACAAGGGCGGUGAAUUACAAGGAGGAGGACUGGGUUGCCGAGGUUCUCAAAGCGACUGGCGGGAAGGGGGUGGAUUUGGUGGUGGACUUUGUUGGGGGCGGCUAUUUCCAGAAGAACCUAGACGUGGUGGCGAGAGAUGGGCGAAUCUGCAUGCUGGGUUUGAUGGGCGGGGCGGUGGCCGAGAAUGCGAACAUCGCGCAGCUGCUGUAUAAGAGGGUGCGGGUGGAAGGGAGUACGCUGCGGAGUCGGGAUGUACACUACCAGGGACGGUUGAUGGCGAAGCUGGCUGAGUACCUGCCCCGGGUUGAGAGCGGCGAGCUGAAGCUGUUCAUCGACACCGUGCUGCCGUGGGAGGAGAUUAACCAUGGGCAAGAUCAUCUGCACCAUUCCGUAGGAGCUCUAGAUUCUGACUAG